This is a messenger RNA of Staurois parvus, 228 nucleotides long. The record is from the annotation of a GenBank genome assembly. NCBI's taxonomy places the organism in Eukaryota, Metazoa, Chordata, Amphibia, Anura, Ranidae.
AUGAACCAGAAGCACCUUCUACGUUUCAUCAAGAAGUCAUACAGGAUAAAUGCAGACCGUGUAGUGUACAAUGCAAAGGGAAAUCAGUUGACUUUAAAACAGGUGUUUGAAAAGUUGAACCUUCACCCCUAUGACCUCACAGUAGAUUCUCUAGAUGUCCAUGCUGUAAGUAUUUAUAAGCACAUAAUGAGCUCAGAUAAUUCUGUAUAUUUUGUAAUUCAAAUUUGA